Molecule: messenger RNA, 917 nt
Organism: Phialemonium atrogriseum
Lineage: Eukaryota; Fungi; Ascomycota; Sordariomycetes; Cephalothecales; Cephalothecaceae
Product: glycine cleavage system H protein
Exons: 2
Coding region: 105-641 (178 amino acids)
Biological process (GO): protein lipoylation; glycine decarboxylation via glycine cleavage system
Cellular component (GO): mitochondrion; glycine cleavage complex; cytoplasm
Source: RefSeq, a predicted model, not a curated record
UCAAAGAUUCAAGAAUGCUCGUCAUGAACUGAUUCUCCUCGGCACUGGACUCACGACUCACGAUCGACUGCCAACACUCACGUCCCUCAAAAAACCCACCCAAGAUGGCUUCAAUUGCACGAUGCUUGAGGUCUACAGGACCGAAGUCCUUCUCGACUCUCGCUAAGACGCCUGUAGCGAGGCCCAUCUUCAGGGCAAACCCAAUUCGGGCAUUUUCGGUGACCGCAAGAAACCCGAUAAGGAAGUACACCAAAGACCACGAGUGGAUCGACCUCUCUGCAGACAACAAGACGGGCGUCAUUGGCAUCAGCGAGUACGCCGCAGAGGCCCUCGGCGAUGUCGUCUAUGUGGAGCUGCCCGAGGAAGGGAAGGUCCUCAAGGCUGGCGACGCCAUUGGAGCCGUCGAGUCGGUCAAGAGCGCUGCCGAUAUCAACUCCCCGGUCUCCUGCAAGGUCACGCACGUCAAUCUCCUCUUGGAAGAGAAGCCCUCGACCAUCAACCAGGUUCCCGAGGAUGAUUCGCAUGGUGGCGGCUGGAUUGCCAAGGUGGCCAUAGACGAGGAGGGCGUGAAGAACCUGGAGGGGCUGAUGAACGCGGAGGAGUACAAGGAGUUUACCGCUGGCGAAUCGUCGGAGCAGUAAAUCUUGCCAUAGACAGGACAAGUUUUGUUAUUAGGAAUGGCGUAAAAUUUGACCAAUGGCCGACAAUUCAACCUGGAACAGUUCAACCUGGAGGCUUGACGGGGAAACGUGGGACGUGGAAACAGAGAUGGGCCAAGCAUUUGUAUUGUACAUAGCGUAUUCCUCCUUUUGGCUCAGGGGAGUUUCUUGAUUCAUCAUACAGGAAGGGUAUCGGCUAUCUCCGGCAAUUCAGGCGAUCAUGGUAAAUCGAUGCUCAAUGGUACAACAAUACUUGAU